CUGUCACAUGUAACGCACGUGGCUUGAUUGAUUGCGCAGACGUUAAUUUGUUUUCUGAAGGAAAAACUGGAAACAAAAAAUUGCGGAAACGGCUUUUCGAGAUUCUUCUUGGAUUUAAGAAUCGAUUGAAAACCAAAUGGCUUUAAUCAAUUUGAGGCGGAGUCAGAGUAUUUAAUUGAAAUAAUUUGUUUUGAAUUACAUCUGUAACUGAGCAUUUAAUAAAAAGAGACUUAACUUUAUUUGCAAUUCAGUUUCAAUACAUGUUGCAAAAUGAAAGUUUUACUACUGUUCGUAAACAAAUAACUGAAGGCUCAGUUGAGUGAUAUAGUCGGAAAUGACUUAGAAACUCAUUCAGGUCGAGGAAUUGCUUGGAAUAGUGCGAAGGAAACAGUAUUUUUACCUCAAACCAACGAAUAUCUGGAUUAACUUUGUGUUUACAAUGGCGAGAAUCAUAACGAGGAUAAAAGCAUGGAAGAAAAUUCUCGUAUAUGCUGUAUUUCUUGCUGCGGUAGGACAACUCGUUUGGCUUUAUCGAAAGAACCAGAAAUCUUCAGCUCUCAAAAGUGAUGAAAAGCUGCUAUUGAAGACAUUUAAUCAUUUAAACCAUAACCGGAAGUCCACGAUGCGCACGCCUCCACCGCAACUUCCUAUCCUUCUCUGGUGGGAUUCAGUGUACACGAGCGUCGAUGACAUCCGGGUUUGCGGGGACUUCCGUUGCCGCGUGACCAACGACCGGAAGUUACAGAAUCAUACUGAAACAAAGAUAUUCAUAUUUUACGCCUCGCAUUUCAAACCGUACGACCUGCCAUUACCGAGGAAAAGGGGCCAUCUGUGGUCCCUCAUUCACGAAGAGUCCCCUAGAAACGCUUACCUGCUCUCGCACGUUCCCACUUUGUCCUUUUUCAACUUAACUUCAUCAUACAACAUGAAAUCGGAUUAUCCUAUCACUACACAGUGGCUCCAGUGUACUGAUUGGCUACAAGAUAGCACAUACGUGCUGCCAUUGGUGGAUAAAAAUAGACUGCGACAGUUUGGUUUGGCGCCAAUUUUGUACCUGCAAAGUGACUGCGAUGUGCCAUCAGACAGGGAUAAUUUCGUUAAACUUUUACAAGCAUACAUUCCGGUAGAUUCCUACGGCUCGUGUCUGCACAACAAAGAUAUGCCGAAAAGGCUCCGUUUUGAGGACAGUAUGGCUCCACUAGAUGACAAGGAGUUCUUCCGGUUCGCCGCGCGUUACAAGUUUACGUUGGCGCUGGAAAACUACGUUUGCGACGAUUACGUCACAGAAAAAUUGUGGCGGCCAUUACGUCUCGGGUCGAUUCCGAUUGUUUUCGGAGCCCCCAACGUCUUGGAUUACUUGCCGUCAAAUACAUCUGCGAUAAUGGUCGAAGACUUCCGAAGUGUAGCGGAACUUGCCGAAUUCAUUAAACUCUUGGACACGAACGAUAAUCUCUACAAAGAAUAUCUUGCAUUCAAAGAACAACCAAUCGAAAACCUCCAUUUAAAAGAAAUUUUAGAAAAUCGCGAUUGGUCACCAGAAUUUUGUGACCGAAAGUCUCAUUCCGCGUCACAUGUUUUAAAACAGUCGACCCAAGGAUUACUCACCUCAAAAUAUGAUUCCAUUUUUACCGGAUUCGAGUGUUUCCUCUGCAAUCAGGUGCAUAAUAUAGCCGCGGAUGAAUACAAAGGCGUCAAAGGGCACGAAUAUAUUUCAAACCAGGAGCAGUAUUAUUGCCCAUCACCACGAAAAUUCGACCAAAAUGGUCGCUACAGUGUUCAUAACGAAUCAUGGUCCAAAGAGUGGACUUUCGGGAAGUUUGAGGCGCUUGCAAUGAAACAGGUUUUUGAGCAACAGAAAAGAACACAGGAAAAAGAGUUCAUGAGAAUCGCAAAUCAGUUGAUGGAAGCGGAAGAAACAGGCAAAGCUGAUUAUAAAUGAAGUUUUUUUCUGCAGCGGUGUAUUGAUCUGAGCUAUUUGGAGUCACCAUAUAAUGGCCACAUAGGCGUGUCAAUUAAACAAAGUUAUGAUAGACGAGUGGUAAGGGGGGAUUUCUCAUUAAGAAUGAUGGAAAGAGGCGUUUUAACGCUGUUUUAAGAUUCGCAAUUUAAACUAAAACGGAGAAAAUUUGACUGCUGUUGAUUAAUUUGUCAACUGUACAGAACUGUGGUUAUCGGUUGAUGUUUUCCCAUGAUAUCUUGGCUUGUUUCAAUGUAGUUCACAAGCAUCUAUUUACGUAUUAAUACACUGUUGUUACAUUAAUGCAGAAAAACAACUAUCCUCUCAACCGUAGCUAAGUCAACAGAGAUAACAUAGUAUAACAUAGUAUAAUGUGGAUAAUUGUUAGAUGUGUGAUGGUGAAAAUAUAUAUAGAUAAGCAUUAAA
Dreissena polymorpha is the source of this 2383-nucleotide messenger RNA. Its product is annotated as alpha-(1,3)-fucosyltransferase 10-like. The transcript has 7 exons. NCBI's taxonomy places the organism in Eukaryota, Metazoa, Mollusca, Bivalvia, Myida, Dreissenidae. The coding region runs from base 440 to 1939 and encodes 499 amino acids. The record is from RefSeq and is a predicted model, not a curated record. Gene Ontology annotation, cellular component: membrane. Gene Ontology annotation, molecular function: alpha-(1->3)-fucosyltransferase activity.